Messenger RNA from Archocentrus centrarchus (flier cichlid), 2294 nucleotides. RefSeq names its product sialic acid-binding Ig-like lectin 14. Gene Ontology annotation, biological process: cell adhesion. Gene Ontology annotation, cellular component: plasma membrane. Gene Ontology annotation, molecular function: sialic acid binding. The record is from RefSeq and is a predicted model, not a curated record. Bases 38 to 1567 code for a protein of 509 amino acids. Lineage: Eukaryota; Metazoa; Chordata; Actinopteri; Cichliformes; Cichlidae. The transcript has 7 exons.
UCUGUGGAGGGAGAGACUGAACGCACCGAGAAGAAGAAUGUUUGUUCUCUUCUGGGCAACUCUGCUUUUCUGUGUGAGCGGCAGCAAUGCUGACACAGGCACAUCACGACAAUGUAAUGGAGAAUACUGCAUCACACUUAGCGAUGGACUGCUAACAGCAGAGGCUGGACUCUGUGUUGUGAUCCCGUGUUCUUUCCAGACUGCUUAUGGCUUUACACCCCAAAAUUUAGUUUGGUACAAAUGUAAACUAUAUAGAAGAUGUUACAAUGAUGAUAAUAUAAUAUUUGACAGCAACAACAAAAACCAUCAGUCUGAAUUUCAAGGACGAGUGUCACUUUUGGAGCCUGAUGUGAGACAGAACAACUGCAGCAUCAUCAUUAAUGAUCUCAGAGAGUCUGAUUCUGGAUCAUAUGAGCUCAGAGUUAAUGGGAAGCAAGAUGGAUUCACAUUCCCUGCAAGGGCAACUGUCUCCAUUGGAGGUCUUACUCAGAAGCCCAGAAUUAAGAUUCCUCCAAUGACAGAGGGACAGCAGGCCACACUGACCUGCACUGCUCCUGGUCUCUGCUCUGGAUCUAUUCCUGAAGUCAGCUGGACAUGGAGAGGAGCAGGAGGGACUGAAUCUUACAUUACAGGAAACAGUACCUCAUUUAGAACUAAGGCUCAAACUGCUUUCUCACAGAGACACAUUGCAACUCUGACCUUUAACUCUUCAGCUGAACACCACAACACCAAUAUCACCUGUAAGAUCCGCUUCACUGGUGAAAAAACUACAGAGGCCAGUUCAACUUUAAAAGUGAACUCUAAAAGGACACUUCAGAUCACUGGGAAUACAACUGUUAAGGAGGGAGAUGUUCUGAAUCUGACCUGCAGCAUUGAAAGUUUCCCUCCAGCUCUUAUUGUGUGGUCUGCACUUAGUUCCAAAACCGACCUUCAGAGUGGAACUUACACUGACCUGAACAAUGAUACUGGAUCAGCUACACUUGUCAUCCACAAUGUGACAGCAGAACACUCUGGACAGUACAUCUGUACAGCAAAACAUCUGAACACAACUAUAAUUAUAUAUGUCAGUGUAACUCUGGAUUGGUUUUCAAAGAUCCAUGAUGGCUCCGGAUGUGUGCUUCAGGCGGAGGUUUUGACCUGUGUGUGUAUCAGUGAAGGGUUUCCUUUACCUACCAUCAAAUGGCCACUCCUGAAAAACCACAAUGAGUACUCUGUCAUUACCACUGUGACAAACCACACAGUCAACAGCACUGUCAGUCUAACUGUAAGAAACCAUGGCAACAGCACUGUUGAAUGUGUCAGCAACAAUGGAAAUGGGGAUGUAAAAGAAAACCUCCUGAUUCAUAACUUGCCCAAGAAAGCGGGUAAUCUCAGUGUAAAUGGAGUGAUUCUCUUACCCAUUGCUGUUGUAUCGAUGCUCGUGAAUGUGAUCUUUUUAAUCUGCUUCGCAUUCCUUUGGAACUCAAGAAAAAAGAUGAACGCAAAGGACAAAGACAGUACAUACAUGUCCCUGCAGAAAACCCACAGAUCACCAGAAUAUGAUGUUAUUUGCCAGCCGCUGAACUAGCAAGUGUCACAAAGUGAAGAUAAUAUUAAUAAUUUAAUCACUGUGUGUCCUCAAAAGACAACAGUGAUCUACUUGAUAUUAUUUCAACAUGUGUAAAUUUCAAUUUAAAUAUUGCUUUUAAAUUUCAUAUUGUUGUAUGGUUUAAGUUUAAAUUUCAUUGACCCUUGUUAAUUCAGAACAUAUCAAUAGAGGAUACUUCAGUCUUUCCUCGAUGCUGGGAUGUGACAGUAUCAAUGCUGCAGAAUGUUGAAGACUGUACUGCCACCUGUCUUUUGACAGUGUGUAUAUUGUAUGUUAUGCAUGCUCUGUAUUAUUUACUUAAUUGUGUGUAAGAUUGCAUAAAUAUGGCAUUUAAAUAAUAUAAUUUUGCUUUGCACACAACAUCGCAAACCCCAUCUUCAUCAUCUCCUCCUCCAGCUUCACACCCGACAGGUUUUGUAGUAUAAUCUCAAUCAGCUGUUGUAGCCGGAACAGAUUUUUAAACAGAGUUGAGUCGAAUUCAAAAUCAAUGACAUUUUAAAUUUGAUUGUAACAGUGUUUCAUCAUGAAACUGUGCUGUGCUUUUAUCUUUGAUCAAAACGUGUAGGAUGUAGUGUACAGUUUUCCACUGUAUUUCUCUCCUUGAUGACAUUAAAUACAGUUAUUAUUUGCAUAUACUGUUGAGGUUUUAUGAAUUGUAGAAAUUCCACAAAGUUUUUUGUGAACUGGCCCUUUUAUUGCUUAGUGC